AUGGCGUCCACGACCAACGAAUCCAGCAAGAAACAAAAGACAAGAGGCGACGCGACUUCGGCUGAUCUCACGCCUGCCGCAUCGCCGGUCGACCCGCCACUCGAUGAGCGCUGGAGCACUAAUGGGGAUACUCUACUUGUUUCGAGCAAUGGGACAGGGUUUUUGGUCGAGAGAUAUAUGCUCAAGGCUCAUAGCUCUGUCUUUCGAGAUAUGCUUUCCUCAAACGAUUUCCUCCCCUCCUAUUCUUCGUCACAUUCAGGAAGAGUGCGCCUGGAUCUUCCCGAAGACACUGAAAACGCCUUGACGGUGUCUACAGUGCUCUGGAUCCUCGACCAGACACCAGCACUGACUGCGGUGGUCAGCAAACUGCGCCGUAAGUCAAUCGUCGUGCUGGACCAUGUCCUCCACUUCUCCAAGAAAUUUGACAUGCCCUUCCUCUCAAACUACCUGGAGAACCUGCUGGGCAAGGCGCUACGACAAGAAGACAAUGCAAAUCCAGACACGGACCGGCGUUUGAGCUAUGGGGACAUCUUCAUCUUGGCCGCCCGCGCGGACAUGUAUGAUCUAACAAAGACUGCGAUUGAAAGGAUUCCUCAUUACUUUGAUCAGUCCCUCACUGCCGAAUACGGUAGCUACCUACCAGAAUUCACUCAUUGGUGGCAUCCCGGGGGCGAUCAUAACACGGUCUUCCCUACUUACCCGGCGACGGCGUUUGCUGCGACCCCUAGCAAAUAUAUGUGGGCUCUCAUGCAAGUAGGCGGUGGGCGAUUCCGUGAUAAGGUGCGCGGGGAACAGUUUGCGCAGGCGGGGAACAGUUUGCGCAGUUCGUCAUUGGUUACCAGUCUCGGUGCGCGAAACCUUGAUGUAGAAUGGGAUUCAUAG
This is a messenger RNA of Cryptococcus wingfieldii CBS 7118, 882 nucleotides long. RefSeq lists its product as hypothetical. Bases 1 to 882 code for a protein of 293 amino acids. The record is from RefSeq and is a predicted model, not a curated record. NCBI's taxonomy places the organism in Eukaryota, Fungi, Basidiomycota, Tremellomycetes, Tremellales, Cryptococcaceae. The transcript has 2 exons.